Molecule: messenger RNA, 456 nt
Organism: Acaulospora colombiana
Lineage: Eukaryota; Fungi; Glomeromycota; Glomeromycetes; Diversisporales; Acaulosporaceae
Source: the annotation of a GenBank genome assembly
AUGGCCGAAGAAUUGGAAUAUGAAGACGGUCCCGAUGAAGAAGGAAAUUAUUUCAAGAGACCAGGAAAGCCUUCAGACUAUCUGCCAGCUCCAUACCCAAAUGAAGAAGCCGCCCGUGCAAGUAACGCCGGUGCACUUCCCCCUGAUCUUUCAUUGAUAACCAAGGCUCGUCAUGGUGGUGCCGACUAUAUAUUUUCUCUUCUAACUGGAUAUUAUGAUCCACCAGCCGGUGUUGAAGUUCGCGAGGGCUUAUAUUAUAAUCCAUAUUUCCCCGGUGGUGCGAUUUCUAUGGCUAGGGCUUUAUUCGACGGAUUAGUCGAAUAUGAAGACGGUACUCCUGCUACCACAUCCCAGAUGGCUAAGGAUGUAACAACCUUCCUGUCUUGGGCAGCUGAGCCCGAAUUCGAUGAACGUAAAAAAAUGGGUGUAAAAGCUGUGAUAUGCGCCGCCACAUAA